Molecule: messenger RNA, 4081 nt
Organism: Humulus lupulus (European hop)
Lineage: Eukaryota; Viridiplantae; Streptophyta; Magnoliopsida; Rosales; Cannabaceae
Product: disease resistance protein RUN1-like
Exons: 7
Coding region: 166-4032 (1288 amino acids)
Biological process (GO): defense response; signal transduction
Molecular function (GO): ADP binding
Source: RefSeq, a predicted model, not a curated record
AAAAUUUCCCAGAAAUUCUCACAACAUUACCAAACUUGGUAGAUAUAUAUACCACUUAGUACUUACUCUUGAUUCAAUUAAAGACCGGUCCUUUUAUAAUUAAGCUAUAGUAUUGCUCAUUUUUCUUUUUUUGUGAGAGUUUGUCUUAAUAUCAUCACUAAUACUAUGGCACCAAAGAAUAAGUACAAUGUUUUCAUAAGCUUUAGAGGUGAGGACACCCGUUACAAUUUCACUAGUCAUCUCCACAAAGCAUUGUCCCAAAAGAGUUUACAAGUUUACAUGGAUCAGAGGCUGGAGAGAGGUGAUGAAAUUUGUUUUGCUCUCUUGAAAGCAAUUGAGGACUCAAUGCUUUCUGUCAUCAUUUUAUCGGAAAAUUAUGCAUCUUCGAGGUGGUGUUUGGAUGAAUUGGUUCAUAUUCUAAGGUGUAAAGAAAGAGAUGGACAGAUUGGUGUACCUAUAUUUUAUAAUGUGAGUCCGUGCGAUGUCAGAAAACAAUCAGGGAGUUUUGGAGUUGCAUUUGGUGAACUUAAAGAACGCUUUAAGAGAAACUCUAAUACACAAUGGAUGAAUGUUUUAAUAUCUAUAUUAGGUAAAAUGACAGUAUUCAAUGGUGCACUUGAAGAUUGUUUUAGGAGUGAGCCUGAUAGAUUGACUCAAUGGAGGAAUGCUUUAAUAUCUGCAACUAAUCUUUCUGGCUGGGAUGCACCUACAACAAGGUGUGAUGAGUCUGAAUUAAUUGAGAAAAUCGUCAAUGACAUUUUGAAGAAAUUGAAUCGUGUGACAUCAAGUACAAAUGUUUUGAAUGGUCUAGUUGGAAUGGAGAGACGAAUUGAAUAUCUUGAAUCAUUGUUUCUCACCAAUAAGUCAUCAUUAGAUGCUCAGAUUGUAGGAAUUUUGGGGAUGGGUGGCAUGGGCAAGACAACUCUAGGACAUGUCUUAUUUACUCGAAUUUACAAUAAGUUUGAAGGUCAUUGCUUUCUUGAAAAUAUUAGGGAAGAAUGGAUAGACUUUGUCGUACUUGAUGAUGUAGAUGAUGUAGAGCAAUUUGAGUACUUAGUUGGAGAUCGAGAUUGGUUAAGCCAUGGAAGUAGAGUGAUUGUCACAACUAGAGAUAAGCAAUUGCUUAAGAAUAUUGGGAUUGAUUGGAUCUACAUGGUAGAGCAACUAGAUGAUGAUGAGGCUCUUCAACUCUUUAGUUUGAAUGCAUUCAAAAGAGAUCCUCCACCAAAGAAAUAUAUGGAGUUGUCAAAAAAAGUAAUGAAUUAUGCUGCAGGCAUGCCUUUGGCUCUUAAAGUUUUAGGUUCCCAUUUGUAUUCGAAGAGCGAAAAAGAGUGGAAUAGUGCAUUGAAAAAGCUUAAAAAGUUUCCCAACAAAAAGAUUCAAAAUAUACUGAAGAUAAGCUACGAUGGUUUGGACGAUAAACAACAAGAUAUAUUUCUUGAUGUUGCAUGCUUUUUCAAAGGCAUGGAGAAGGAUUUUGUGGGAAGAAUUUUGGAUGAUGAUGGUAUGUUUGCGGAUGUGAUCAGAGAUCUCAUCGACAGAUGUCUCAUAGUUGUUACAUCUUUUGAGAGACUAUGGAUGCAUGAUUUGAUACAAGAAAUGGGAAGGGAAAUUGUUCGUGAAGAAUGCGUUAAAGAUCCUGGAAUGUGUAGCAGACUAUGGAUUACUAAAGAUAUAUGUCAUACGUUAAGGAAGAACAAAGGGAGCGAAAAAAUUGAAGGAAUAUUCCUCAACAUGUCUGAGAUUAGAGAGAGUCAUAUCAAAUUGGAGCCUAACGUCUUUAAAGAAAUGUCCAAUCUAAGGUUACUUCAAAUAUGUGGAAUAUCAAGAGAAAUGGAGCAAUGCAAACUUCUACUUCCUCAAGGUCUUGAUACACUUCCUGAUUCUCUUAGAUAUCUUCAUUGGCUUCACUAUCCUUUAAAUUCUUUUCCAUCAACUUUUGUGCCACAAUAUCUCGUUGAACUCGACAUGCCAUCAAGCAAGUUGGAACAACUUCCUAACGAAUUUGAGCUUCUUGAAAACUUAAAAGUUGUCAAUCUUAGUUCUUCAAAGAAUCUAAUCCAAAUCCCAGACAUCUCCCAAGCUAAUAAUUUGAAGAGUCUAUGCUUGAAAGAUUGUGAGAGUUUGGUUGAAGUUCCUUCACUCAGAUUUCAACAAGUUCUUGAUCACAAGUGUUUUACAAAAGAGAAUUUUGUAGGACAAAUACUUUACACCGGCUAUGGUAUUCAAGGAAAUUAUGUGAGACCGGGAGAAAAUAAUCACAAACCAUUUUGGUGGAAAUCCUAUGAAGCCAUAGACUACUUUCUUAAUCUCAGUGGUUGCUCUAAUCUUAAAGUUCUUUCUGAGGUGUCUGGGAGUAUUAAAUAUAUUUGUCUGCAUUCCACAGCCAUAGAAGACCUACACUCUUCAAUUUGGUCUCUUGUUAAUCUUUCUCUUCUGGACCUUAGCAAUUGUAAAUUCCUUAAGAAUCUUCCAAGUGGAAUUGGUCAGUUAGAGUCCCUAAAUCAUCUCUAUUUAGAUGGUUGCUCAUCUUUCAAAAGCUUUCCAGAGCAUCUUCCGAAGAACAUUAGAACAUUAGACUUUAGUGGAACAAAGAUAAAACAAGUGUCUUCAUCAGCCUUUGAAAAUCUAUCUAGUCUUGAGGAUCUAUGUCUAAAGAGCUGCAUAGAGCUUGAAACCCUCCCAACGAGCAUUUGUAAGUUGAGCUCUCUUGUGAGUCUCAACCUAUCUGAUUGCUCAAAGUUUAAAAGCUUCCCGGAAAUCUUAGAGCCAAUGGAAAGUUUGAAAAAACUUUAUCUAGAUCGAACAGGAAUCACAAAGUUACACUUGUCAAUCGAAAAUAUUACUAGGCUUCAAUGGCUGAUUUUAAGGGAGUGCAAGAAUCUAGAGUUUAUUCCAAACAACAUCUACAAUAUAAGCCAUCUUAAAGUGUUAUGCCUUUCUAGAUGCUCAAAACUUGUUGCUUUGCCUGCUAUGACGAACGAAUUCCAAUUUAAGAUUGAAGUUGAUCUUAGCUAUAACAACAUAGCUAAAGUCCCUAGUUGGAACCUUGGUUUAUCUUCCUUACCAUUGAUGGAAUUCGAACCAUGUGGAUCAAUGAUUGAUAGAAGACCAGUGAGUAUUGAACGACUUUCUAAUAUGCUUUUAUAUUUGUUAGAAACCUGUGACAAUAACCAAACUUUCACAUCACCUGAUUUUGAUGUCACGUCAUGUCGAUGCUACUUCUCAUCUGGUAGAAAAAUCCCAUACCAAUAUUGUGGUUGCUCAAGAUGGAAUGUUGUCAAAUAUAAAAAUCUGGUGAUAGAUUUUUGGGUUUCUCUUUUCAUACAAGCAGCUUAUUUUGGCCUAAAACCAAAGAAAAACUUUUGCCCCAGAAUGAAUUUAUGUUGUCCAGGAAAUGAACUUCCGGAAAUUUUUUUGGAUCAGUCUGAAGGAUCUUCAAUUGAUGUUUAUCUUUUCCCAAGUUCCUAUAAUUCCAACUUCAUAGGUUUUGCCUUUUGCGUUGUCAUUGAAUUUCAGCACUACUAUUUUGAUAUUAACCGUCUGAAUUUUCAAUGCGAAUACCAUUUCAAAACAAACAAUGGGGAAAGCAACAAACGUAAUUGGAGUCUUCAUCUGCCAGAUAACACUAGCAUAUUUGUAGAAAUAGGAAUUCUCAAUUCAGAUCACAUGUUUAUGGGGUUUAUUAACGAGGAGUACGAUGAGUAUUUUGGUGCAAAUCCAAUAAUAUUUCAAGUGUCGUUUAAGUUUCACCUUGAACAACAUGGUUGGGAAGAACUUGUUAAUGUUGGCAAGUGCAAAGUGAAAAAGUGUGGAAUUCAAGUGUUAAAUCUUGAACAUUUAAUUGAUUUGUUAAAUCAUAAAGAUGCAGAGGCAACUACAAGUGGAAGUGAAAGUGAGACAAUGGUCUUUGGCACAGAGUACAAUAUCAACUUUGAUAAUUAUGAUCAUGAUGUAACUUAUUAUAGAACAAAACAAUUUAGAGUUUAUGGUAACGACACACUCUCCAUUCCAUUAUCAGAACUCUUGUAGCUAGUCUUAUGUUAUCAAUAGUAUUUGUGAAGAUUAUAAUGCUUUUUAA